AUGACUCGAUCGCGUUCAAUACCGCUGUCUGGGUCGCGCGCACCUGCGCUCUUCGCUGUUCUAGUUCUGGCCACCCUCUACACAGCAUCGUUCGUGAGCAGUGCUUCGAUUCAGGCAGCAACGGGUGGCCACGUUCAACCACCAGAUUCAUUGCUCGUUCGGUCACAGGCCUCGGUACACACUAGCUUCGACUCGAUCCUGCCACGACAUGGAGACCACGAAGAUGAAGCUGCUGCCGAAGGAGACGACCAUCAGCAAAGCAUGGAUCACGACAUGCCCAUGUCCGUUCAGCACGCAGAACCGGCAAGCGACGGUCUCAAGCAUGGAGGACAUCACGGCCACGAUCACGGUCACGCACAUGCUCAUCAGGAUGUGUCUGCUGACGGUCCAUCACCAGCAUCAAUCCCUGACGCUACUCUUGCCGGCUCUGAGCUGCGAGAUCUUCCAGUUUGGCACACACACAAGGGCCACAGCCACUCACACUCUGGUCCGGUCCUUGAGCAGCUGAACGAGACGCUUCUCUUUCGAGCCCACGGUCCGGACCCGCUCAGCUACAUCGAGUGGGACUCUGCCUAUGGUCUUGGCUCUGCCGCACAGCUGCGACGUUUUGUCUCCAACGCGGAUAUCUUGGCAGGGAAACCCAUGAUGGGUGUAGUCGACGACCGAUGGAGAAAGCUUCUCGACGAGCAGGAUGCAGGGCAACGACAGGAGAUUGCUGCCGACAUUGCGUCUCGUCUACCGGAUGCAGAUGACGAGGGACCAUCUCGGUAUCGGGGUCUUUUGAUCCUUCACGUUGUGACUGCCGUCGUCAGCUGCUUCGUGUUGCUGCCUAUGGCUCUCGUGCUUCGCGCUGCUCAUUCCACUUUGGCACCUUUUAUCUCCCUUCUCUACCUCGCCCUUCUUGCAGGCUCCAUGCUCGUCUCGGUCGCGUACAAAGCGCUGACUCCACGUCUCUACCCGGACAAUGCACACGGCUCGAUGGGCUGGGCCAUCUUAUGGAUCUCUCUAAUCACUCUAGGUAGCGACGUAUUCCGCCUUGCUGGUCAGAUUUGGUCCAUAAUCACGGCUAUGGGCUCGCAGAAACGAUCAAAGGGAACGUUGUGGCUUGAGGCGGACGGUGGUGCCUCGAUGCGGGUGAGCCGGUCUUGGAGAGAUGUCGUGGCGACCAUGCUGGGUCGAAACCAGCAUCAAUCUCGUUCCGUCGAAAGCUAUGACGCACUGGAAGAGGAAGCCAUGCUUUCCGAGGAAGCACAAAGUCACGCCCAGGAGCUUGACAUCGAAAAGCACAUGCAACACCGCUUCUCAUCGAGGCGCAGUCCGAGCAGCUCUCGUUCUCACUCUGGAUCCGGUUCUCCUCAUAGAGUGCACUUCCAAGACAACGUGCAUAGCGAACCUGUCCAAUGGGUCGGUAGCGGUAGCACAGCAGUCAGCAGUGCUGGUGGCCAGCCUCGGCACGCACACUUCAGCGAAGAUGGCAACGUCAUGGUCGCUUCGCCCACCACCACUGCCUGCAACACACCGCGCAACUCUAUCUUUGGUGGCGAUUCGACGUCCCGACCUCCACUUAGCCUGACAACGAUCUCGCUCUGGAACAAGCAGACUCACAGUGAUCACACGUCUUGGUCGCAAGAUGGCCCUGCCGAUGCAGCCGCAGUGCCUGCUUCGGGCAACAAGUCUCGCUCAUGCCGAUUGAGCACCUUUCGCACGGUAAUGCGCUACACACGUGUUGUCGCAGCUCGUUCGUUGCCCGUCUUGGCCUUUGCUACAUCGUACGCGGGCCUAGCCGUCUACACAGGUUCGUGCCGUGGCGGGUACAAGAAUGUGUGCUUGGCCCACGGCAUCAAGGGAGGCAUCUUCUUCUGGUUCGGUCUGCUUACUUUUGCACGCUACCUCGGAGCCUAUGCAGACUGUGGAUGGGCAUGGAACAAGCGACCCAGUGGACAGGCAGCCAGGAACAGCAGCGGUGGACGAGCGACGUGGCGUCGUAGGAUGCCGAGCGCCGAAUUUGUCGAGUGCCUCGUCAUCUUCAUCUACGGCGCCAGCAAUACGUGGAUGGAGCGAUUCGGCGCUGCUCCAGACGAUCCGUAUACCAUCAAGCAGAUUCAGCACAUUUCGAUCGCCGUCAUGUUUUGGUUCGCGGGUCUAAUGGGGAUGCUGCUGGAAACCAAGUGGAUCAGAGAUAUGCUCUCGUUCCCGAUCGUACAUAACCAUGUGGCCGCAGUUUCUUUGCGGGAGGCUCGAAGGCGACACCGUCGUAUCGCGAACGCGCAUCAAGAUGGAGUCGAUGUCGACUUGGAGCUUAUGGUGGAAGCGCAAACGCAACCAGCAUCCUACUCUGCCUCUUUCAACCCAUUCCCUGCGCUUGUCAUCGGGGUCACGGGGGUGGCGAUGGCUGCCCACCACCAGGACUACCAGUACGAGGUGGACAUCCAUUCUUUGUGGGGUCUGCUUCUUGCUGGAUUCGCACUGCUGCGAUGCCUCACGUACUUUUUGCUCUGGCUUCGACCGCCGACGGCCUCGGUGUUGCCCUCUCGUCCGCCUACCGAAGCCUUGGCUGCGUUCUCGCUGUGCUGCGGCGGGCUUGUGUUCAUGCUAAGCAGCGAAGAGGUCUCUUUUGCAGCGAUGCGUAGCGGCUACGGCGACUUUAUGGCUAUCCUCAACGUAGCUGUAGCUGUGGUGGCAUUGCUGUUCUGCUGGACGACGACGCUCAUGAUGCUCAAAGGUUGGGCGGUACGCGUCGAGGUGAGGCGUACAUUGGUGCAGCAGGAAGAGGAGCAGAUGUCGGAUCGAGUCCCGAAUGCUCUUGGUCUUGAAGCCACCACUGCUGGAGGAGAGCGAGAGCCGAGACAUAUGCGGGCUAAAGUGGUCUCAGAGCACGUCGAUCCAGUCGGUGAGGCUGAGCCCGUGUUUGUGCUCGAAGACGACGAGGAUGGGACGGACGACAAGGACGAUCAACACCAACAAUCCACGAGCCGUGUAUCUUCACACGUCAUCUGA
This is a messenger RNA of Pseudozyma hubeiensis SY62, 2997 nucleotides long. RefSeq names its product integral membrane protein. Lineage: Eukaryota; Fungi; Basidiomycota; Ustilaginomycetes; Ustilaginales; Ustilaginaceae. The record is from RefSeq and is a predicted model, not a curated record. The transcript has a single exon. The coding region runs from base 1 to 2997 and encodes 998 amino acids.